AUGGUCUCUUCCGACAAAAGUGGUCCCUCCAGAAGGCCGGAUAACAUGGAAAAUGGUCAGUCUUCAAACGUGCUGUCUCCGGAAGCUGAUUCAGAUGACACACAGAUGAAAAGUCCGGCCAGAUCGAGAACGAAUGCGAAUUUAUUGCUCCAGAUUGGAGGUGUACUUGGCACUGGGAGACAUGUAGUAUCGAUUUUGUUAGGAAUUCAUAAGUAG
Molecule: messenger RNA, 216 nt
Organism: Opisthorchis viverrini
Lineage: Eukaryota; Metazoa; Platyhelminthes; Trematoda; Opisthorchiida; Opisthorchiidae
Exons: 1
Coding region: 1-216 (71 amino acids)
Source: RefSeq, a predicted model, not a curated record